Messenger RNA from Microthlaspi erraticum, 330 nucleotides. The record is from the annotation of a GenBank genome assembly. Lineage: Eukaryota; Viridiplantae; Streptophyta; Magnoliopsida; Brassicales; Brassicaceae.
AUGACAAACAGUGAGGGAAGCCGUGCUUCACAAGGAGAAUGGUUGAGGGUGAAUCAAGCAAUGCAAGAGAGAAGGCUUAAGAUGCAAGCCGAUUUGGAGAGGAUGAUCAAAGAGGAUGGAAGUCUGAUGCAGAGGAGAAGUGAUGAGACUGAGAGUGAAGAGGAAGGAGAAGAGGUGAACCAAUUGGUUGAUGAAGUGAUCAAGAGGAACCAAGAUGACCAUGGAGGAGGCACAGAGGAGGAGGAUGAGCUCCCCAUGUACCAAGAGCACUACAAUGCUCUCUUCUCCAUGGACUUUGUGGAGACCAAGUACCCACAUGAUGACACAUGA